Molecule: messenger RNA, 1683 nt
Organism: Scheffersomyces stipitis CBS 6054
Lineage: Eukaryota; Fungi; Ascomycota; Pichiomycetes; Serinales; Debaryomycetaceae
Gene: HCM1
Product: Hcm1p
Exons: 7
Biological process (GO): regulation of transcription by RNA polymerase II
Molecular function (GO): RNA polymerase II cis-regulatory region sequence-specific DNA binding; DNA-binding transcription factor activity, RNA polymerase II-specific
Source: RefSeq, a predicted model, not a curated record
ACCAAGAAUGCCAGCUACAACGCCAAAAUGACCACUCCUCCCGAAUCGGUUUUUGUCUCGAAAAAGAAGACUCUCAGCUUCACACCUAAUAGCCAGAACAUCGACCUCACAAACAACCACAUCAACCAUAACCAAGAUCAUAUUCUACAAAACGCAAUAAUAACAUCGAGAUCACUCUUGCUUUCUCCAGCCUUCUCUUCUCCACAGCGCCCCAACAAGUUCAACUCCAGCAUCGGCUUGUCGUCUCCAGCUCCAGCCAAGAGCUUCAACCAUGCUGCAAACUCGUAUAUGGAUCCUAACUCGUCAUUCUUGUCCUCAGACUCUGCCAAGAAAGUAAAGAAGUCAAAGGCAUCCAAAGACACAGCUUUUGAUUUGCACUCAGAGGACAAGCCUCCCUAUUCGUAUGCUACAUUGAUUGGGAUCUCCAUCUUAAGCAACGAGUACAAGAAGUUGACGUUGUCGCAAAUCUACCUGUGGAUUUCAGACACCUUCAAGUACUACAAGCGUGAAGAUGUUGGAUGGCAGAAUUCAAUUCGUCACAACCUUUCAUUGAAUAAAGCCUUUGUAAAAGGCGAAAAAUCCAAAGAUGGAAAGGGCCACUUCUGGUGUAUCAAAGAUGGCUUUGAAGAGCAGUUCUUAAAAUCUAGAAGCGUCAAGAAGAGCUCGUACCACGAAGUCAUGGACCAGAUCAGAAACGCAAAUCUCAAGAACCGAGAAGAUACAAAGCGCACCAUGAAUGCAAUCCCAUCAUCUCCAAAUAUUGCUAAUGAAAGCUUUGAAGAACAACCAAAGAAGAGAAAGGUAUCUGAUCUCGAUAGAGCUGCUGACUACGAUGGAGUUUACGAUUACACGUACGAUGACGAAGACAACUCUCGUGCUGGAGAUGAUGAAGACAUCACCCAUAUCUUGGAUCCUCCCGUGAAGAAACACAAGCCAGACUCAAUGGAUGAUCCGUUUAAGCAGUGGGACGAUACGAUAAACUUACACAACUCUAAUAAUUUAACUAAGACGCCUACUGCUUCCAACCCCCCUCAGUUCACGAUAACUGGAUCUCCCAACAAACCUUUGCUAGCAGGUAAGAACUUGACGUAUACUUCGUCUUUCAGUUGUAACUCGAAUUUGGAGUUGUCUCCAAUCAGACCCACAGAAACUGGACCUUUGUUGGAGCCAAUAACGCCAGGUACUAAUGCCUACCAGCAGAAUCAGACUGGGUUACAACAGUUGCACCCUCCAAUCAACACCACCUCCCUUCCAUCUCUCUUGAAUUCUAGUAUACUGCUGAACCAACCUGGUUCUAGCGGCCAAAAGACUCCUAAGAGUAACGUCUUGAGAACACCAUUGCGCAACUUGAGAACUCCACAGACCAACUCCAUCAUGAAAAAGCUAUGGAACUCUCCUUCUUACUUGGACGACUUCUACUUCAGUCCAUUGGUCAACAAUCAUAUAUUUGGUAGUGGUGUGGUUUCUCGUACUGUACAUCAUAGCCUAACUUCUUACGACGAUGACGAUAUGAUUUUGCGCAACUACGAGCACAACCAGCAGCAGUCUAUCAACUCGUCACCAUUCAUUUCAUCUGCUUCUGUAGACACAAGCAGAAACUUGUUCAACGACUUCAAGAAAGUAGAUGAAAGCAGUGCAGCCACUUCGGUGAGCGAAAGCUCUUCAGCUAAGGAUGCCGAAUAG